GUGCCUUAUGAACGCAGGAGGAGCAGCAGCCGUUGGUCUUUGGCUGGCAGGCCUCCUCAUCACACCUUUGCUUCUCAGGACUCCAGGACCAGGGUCGGUCGGACGGCUCACAGCGGACUCUAGAAGCGAAGAUGCGGGCGGUCCGGGCCGUGGGAGUCGGUGUGCUGUGGGCGCUGCUGGCCGCUGUGGUGCCCGGCGGCGUGUCGGAGCUGGUGACGCUGGUGCAGGAGCCGAUCAGGUCCGAGUCCUCCCUGCUGAAGCCAAAGGUUAUGAUCGCCAUUGUGGCUCGCAACGCAGCGCACAGCCUGCCACAUUACCUGGGCUGCAUCGAGAGGCUGGAGUACCCGAAGGAGCGCAUCGCGAUCUGGGCAGCAACAGACCAUAAUGUGGACAACACCACUGCCAUGUUGAGAGAAUGGCUGAAGAAAGCCCAGCAUCUCUACCACUAUGUGGAGUGGAGACCGAUGGAGGAGCCGAGGUCCUACACAGAUGAGUGGGGUCCGAAACACUGGCCUCCUUCAAGGUUCAACCAUGUGAUGAAGCUGAGACAGGCGGCGCUGAAGGCUGCCAGGGAGCGAUGGGCCGACUACAUACUAUUUGUAGACAGUGACAACCUGUUAACGAACCCUCGUGUGCUGAACCUGCUGAUGGCUGAAAACUUGACCCUGGUUGCUCCCAUGUUAGAGUCUCGCUCACUUUACUCCAACUUCUGGUGUGGCAUCACCCCGCAGGGUUACUACAAGCGAACAGCAGACUACCAGCCGAUCAGGGAAUGGAAGCGGCUUGGCUGUUUCCCUGUUCCCAUGGUGCACAGCACCUUUUUGUUAGACUUGCGUCGCGAAUCCAGCAGGGACCUGGCCUUCUACCCUCCUCACCCAGACUACAGCUGGUCGUUUGAUGACAUCAUGGUGUUUGCUUUCUCGGCACGUCAAGCAGGUGUGCAGAUGUACGUGUGUAACAGAGAACACUACGGCCUCCUGCCCGUUCCUCUCAAAGCGCAGCAGAGCGUGGAGGAUGAAAGCGAGAGUUUUAUACACACCAUCACAGAGGCUUUGAUUGACCACGACAUUGAGCCCUCUGAGCACCUGUACUCCCCACCGCCACCGCAGGACACCAUGGGCUUUGAUAAAAUUUUCUUGAUCAACCUGAAACGUCGGCUGGACAGAAGAACCAGGAUGUUGAAAACAAUGUCCUCGCUUGGUCUACAUGCCACAUUGAUAGACGCAGUGGACGGCAAGGCUCUAAACACGUCCCAGCUGCAGGCGCUGGGAAUAGAGAUGAUGCCUGGCUACAAGGACCCUUACUCUGGUCGAGUCCUGACCAGAGGAGAGAUCGGCUGCUUCCUCAGCCAUCACUCUAUAUGGACACAGGUGCUGGAGCAGGGCCUUCAGAAGGUUCUUCUUUUGGAGGACGACGUGAGGUUUGAGCCCAGGUUUAAACGACGGAUCACGGCCAUAAUGGAUGACAUAGACAAAACCCAGCUGGACUGGGACCUCAUCUAUGUGGGCCGUAAGCGCAUGCAGGUGCAGCAGCCGGAGCAGUCUGUAGACGGCGUGAACAACCUGGUCAAGGCUGACUAUUCCUACUGGACACUCGGCUAUGCGCUGUCACAGCAAGGAGCCAGAAAGUUACUGGCUGCAGAACCCUUCUCGAGGAUGCUGCCUGUCGACGAGUUCCUGCCCGUCAUGUACAAACACCCAAACACUGAGUACAUGUCUCAUUUUGAGCCGCGGGACCUGAAGGCCUUCUCCGUGGAGCCGCUGCUCAUCUAUCCCACCCACUACACCGGAGAGCCAGGUUACAUCAGCGACACGGAGACCUCCACCAUCUGGGACGACGACGCCAUAGCCACAGACUGGGACAGGCAGCACGCCCGCAAGACGGCCCAACAGGGCAGCAUCCGCGCAGUGGCACAGAACAGCGUCACUGGAGACUCACCGCCUCCUGCGGCUCGAGCCUCUCGGGACGAACUCUGAUAACAGAGAGCUGAGACUCGGAGAGAAAGACUCGUGUUUACUGUGCCGUGUACACACAGAGACUGUCAUGUGUACACACACUUGAAAAGACACUUGAACUGAUAUACUGUACAUUCAUUUACACACACACACUGGUGUCCAAAUGGAUAAAAGCAGUUAAGAUGUCAAUCUACUCCGCUGCCUGAUGAGGGGACACUGAGGAGAGGAGGAAGAGGAGAGUCCGGGACGACGGCCAGCAGGCCUUUGACAAAAGCUUUAUUUAUUCCCCAUGUGCCUCCUCCGGGCAUGUGGAGACAGUUAUAGCCUGAGAAAACUUCAGCAACAUAUGGAAGACAGCUAACAUCAUUUUGCAGGACUUGAAAGAAAAAAAACAUCCUCACAAAUCGAUUUUAAUGUUUAAGAAGGUUAUUGUUAUUUAAAAAAUAACAGAGAAUAAAAGAACCUUAAAGCUGUUUGAAAACAAAUCUCACGUGUGCGUGUGAAACUGCUGUGUGUGUGUGUGUGUGUGUGUGUGUGUGUGUGUGAGCGCACACACAUAGACAUAUGCAUGUACUUAUAGGGAUGAAUGUGUGUGGGAGGAGGGAGGCUGACAGACAAUACCCAAGAGUGUCACUAUUUCAGAUGAUGUUGCACGCAUACACACGCAUGCGUACACACACACACACACACACACACACACACACACACUCACUGAGAGCACAGCCCUUUUUUGCUGAGCAGCAGGGCAGUAAUGGAUGUUAUUAGGCUCAGUGUCUCUGUUGUUGCAGAUAUGUCACUUGCACAGCGGGCUGGUCCUGCUAGUUAGCAUUUCAGAGCAUCCGUCACACACAUUACACGUAGCCUGCAGGAUGUAUUAAAUGCAAUUUUGUCCACUUCAGACUCCUGCUUUCAGAACUGGUAUGUGUGGAAUAUUUUUGGAUAAAGUGGAUUAUUGAAUUAUUCAUGUCCUUUAACACGGGCUGUUCUUCAUUCAGAUGUGGUGCCGGGCUGAACCAAUAAAACAACUUCCCUGUU
This is a messenger RNA of Plectropomus leopardus (leopard coralgrouper), 2990 nucleotides long. It is a transcript of the gene colgalt2b, whose product is annotated as collagen beta(1-O)galactosyltransferase 2b. NCBI's taxonomy places the organism in Eukaryota, Metazoa, Chordata, Actinopteri, Perciformes, Serranidae. The record is from RefSeq and is a predicted model, not a curated record. Gene Ontology annotation, molecular function: procollagen galactosyltransferase activity.